GUUGCUUGCAGUCACACUGUCACAGCUUUGCAAAUUAAUGCAGUGUCACUAUCCUUCUAGUUUUUCCUAUGUUCCCUCGUGACACGCAUUUGUUCAAAAAUGCAUUCAUUUACACACAAAUGUGCCAUUGACUUCUAUAUCAUAUUAUAUCUCCUACCCAUUUCUCAAAUCUCAAUGCUUACACUAAAAAUGUCAUCUUUUUCAGCAUUUGGUGAUGAGUGAUGCUUCAUUUCAUUCAAAGUCGCAUUUGAGGCCAGCUUUGCUCUCCCCAUAAGCUAAAGGUUAGAGUUCAAGUAUAAUGGCUAAAAUCCCCUUCUUAUUGGUGGGGCUUUGGCUGCUAGGUAGCUGGACAAGUUUGUUGGAGGCAGAAUACAUGAAGUACAAGGACCCUAAACAAUCAAUUGAUACUCGAGUUCAGGAUCUUAUUACCAGAAUGACUCUUGAGGAGAAAAUUGGUCAAAUGUUGCAGAUUGAGCGCAAGUAUGCAUCUGUUGAUGUCCUCAAGAACUAUUUUAUUGGGAGUGUAAUGAGUGAGGGAGGAAGUAUGCCAGCUCCAAAGGCUUCUGCUGAAAACUGGAUUGAUAUGGUUAAUGAAUUUCAGAAGGGUGCUUUAUCAUCCCGGCUUGGAAUUCCAAUGUUUUAUGGGAUUGAUGCCGUUCAUGGCCACGGUACUGUUUAUAAAGCAACUAUUUUCCCCCACAAUAUUGGGCUAGGAGCUACCAGGGACCCUGAACUAGUUAAGAGAAUUGGAGCUGUAACUGCUCUUGAAGUUAGAGCAACAGGAAUUCAAUAUGUUUAUUCACCUUGUGUAGCAGUCUGUAGAGAUCCAAGAUGGGGUCGGUGUUAUGAAAGCUACAGCGAAGAUCCUAAAGUAGUUCAAGAUAUGACUGAAAUCAUAUCAGGAUUGCAAAGGGACGUCCCUGAUAAUCUUCCAAAGGGUGUCCCUUAUAUUGCUGGAAAAGAAAAGGUUAUAGCUUGUGCUAAGCACUAUGUGGGUGAUGGUGGAACAAUCAAUGGGAUUGAUGGGAACAACACUGUUAUAGAUAGAGAUGGAUUAAUGAGAGUUCACAUGCCCGGCUACUUUAGCUCAAUUAGCAAAGGUGUGGCAACCAUAAUGGUCUCUUACUCCAGUUGGAAUGGAAUAAAAAUGCAUACUAACCAUGACAUGAUCACUGGCUUUCUCAAGAACACUCUGCAUUUUAAGGGCUUUGUUAUUUCAGAUUUUGAGGGUAUUGAUAGAAUAACCUCUCCACCUCAUGCAAACUUCACUUAUUCGGUUGAAGCAGGAGUUUCUGCUGGCAUUGACAUGUUCAUGAUUCCAAAGUUCUUCACAGAAUUCAUCAAUGAUCUAACCAUAUUGGUGAAAAAUAAGCUCAUUCCGAUGAGUAGAAUUGAUGAUGCAGUGAAAAGAAUUUUGUGGGUUAAGUUCAUGAUGGGUAUUUUUGAGAACCCAUUCGCUGAUUACAGCUUGGUCGGAUAUUUGGGGAUUCAGAAGCACAGAAAAUUGGCUAGGGAAGCAGUAAGGAAAUCACUGGUCCUUCUAAAAAAUGGUAUAUCUGCUGAGAAGCCAAUAUUGCCUCUUACUAAAAAGGUACCAAAAAUACUUGUAGCUGGAACCCAUGCUGAUAAUCUAGGAUAUCAAUGUGGUGGUUGGACCAUUGAAUGGCAAGGAGUCAGCGGCAACAAUCAUCUUGAAGGGACUACAAUUCUCACAGCUAUAAAAAACACUGUUGAUCCAGAGACCACUGUGAUCUACAAGGAGAACCCUGAUACUGAAUUUGUCGAGUCCAAUGGAUUUUCUUACGCCAUAGUUGUAGUAGGAGAGCAUCCUUAUGCUGAAAUGGAAGGUGACAGCAUGAACUUGACAAUCCCCAGCCCUGGUCCUGAGACAAUAACAAAUGUUUGUGAAGCCAUAACAUGUGUGGUUAUUAUUAUUUCCGGGCGCCCUCUAGUUAUUGAACCGUAUCUUGCUUUAAUAGAUGCACUUGUUGCUGGUUGGCUUCCUGGUAGUGAAGGGCAGGGUGUGGCUGAUGUUCUAUAUGGUGACUAUGGUUUCACUGGAAAGCUUCCAAGGACAUGGUUCAAAAGUGUUGAUCAGCUACCAAUGAAUGUUGGAGAUCCUCACUAUGAUCCCCUCUUCCCAUUUGGGUUUGGCCUUUCUACCCAACCUACUAAGGCCAUUUACUCCGAGUAGAUAUCAUCUUGAUCUGCAUAUUCGUUAAAAAAUAAGAGUAUGAAAGGUUGAUUUUCAACAUUUGGCAGGCAUGCUUAUUUUGGCAAGUUUUUUCUAGUGUAUUUUUUUUUUCUGAAGUUUUGCUUCUUCAUUUUACAUUAGGAUCCACAUUGAAAGCUCAAUUUUAUUAAUUCAUUAAAGACGUAAAAAUUGGGUUAAACCACCCAAGCUUAGGUGUUUCAA
Lotus japonicus is the source of this 2416-nucleotide messenger RNA. RefSeq lists its product as uncharacterized. The coding region runs from base 299 to 2194 and encodes 631 amino acids. The record is from RefSeq and is a predicted model, not a curated record. The transcript has 10 exons. Lineage: Eukaryota; Viridiplantae; Streptophyta; Magnoliopsida; Fabales; Fabaceae. Gene Ontology annotation, molecular function: beta-glucosidase activity. Gene Ontology annotation, biological process: glucan catabolic process.